UCCAAUAAAUAAUUGGAGACGACACUAAUAAGGAUCACUCAGGACACGUAACAAAACUGCCAGGUGUAACACCUCCUUGGCCAGGUGUUGAGUUUCAAGAAUAUUGCAUGAGUGUAUAUAUAAGCUUUGGUGAGACAGAUAAAUAUGAGAUAACAGUCUAACAAUGUCGGGAGCGCAAGGAGCAGAGCCGAUGGGAUCAAAGACGGCGACGACGUACGAGUCGCUGGAAGGAGGACAGAACAAGACAAAGCUUGAUUUAAGGUCGAGGGAAGAUGAAGGUGGAAUUAAAGUUGAUAAGCAAGAAGACAAGGUUCCUGAAGCUGCUGGUCUAGGCGGACCUGUCUUUGGCGCUGGUAAAGAAGAUAAGAAGCAGGAUCUUGGUGUUACCGGCACUGGUUAAAUCUCUUGUUUCUAUAAUGUAAAGUAUGUGUUUAUACUUGUCUUUUCACGUUAGUGUUUGUUUAAGAAUCAGAAGUCGAUGAAUAAAGUAAUCUACGGGUCUUUUCUCGUCAUGUUAAUGUUAGUCACACAAACGACAU
Molecule: messenger RNA, 539 nt
Organism: Brassica oleracea var. oleracea
Lineage: Eukaryota; Viridiplantae; Streptophyta; Magnoliopsida; Brassicales; Brassicaceae
Exons: 1
Coding region: 164-400 (78 amino acids)
Source: RefSeq, a predicted model, not a curated record